Rotaria sordida is the source of this 384-nucleotide messenger RNA. The record is from the annotation of a GenBank genome assembly. NCBI's taxonomy places the organism in Eukaryota, Metazoa, Rotifera, Eurotatoria, Philodinida, Philodinidae.
AUGGGUGACUACUCGAAAGCACUUGAAUUUUACGAAAAAGCACUUAAAAUCGGCGAAAAAGCUCUGCCUCCGAAUCAUCCCGAUUUGGCCACUUCCUACAACAACAUCGGUGGAGUGUAUAAGAACAUGGGUGACUACUCGAAAGCACUUAAAUUUUACGAAAAAGCACUUAAAAUAAGAGAAAAAGCUCUGCUUCCGAAUCAUCCCGAUUUGGCUGCUUCCUACAACAACAUCGGUACGGCGUAUUUCGGCAAAGGUGACUACUCAAAAGCACUCUCAUUCUUAGAAAAGGCACUUUCUAUCUGGCAAAAAUCACUUCCACCUAAUCAUCCUAAUAUUAAAACAGCUAAAAACUCAAUUGACAAUGUAAAAAAGAAAAUGUAA